Molecule: messenger RNA, 1797 nt
Organism: Geodia barretti
Lineage: Eukaryota; Metazoa; Porifera; Demospongiae; Tetractinellida; Geodiidae
Source: the annotation of a GenBank genome assembly
AUGAACGCUGCAAUAGCAUUCAUCUUGACUGCUAGUGUGGCUGCAGUAUACACUCCAGUACCUGGUGCAGCCCAGUCUCCAGUCUAUACCAAUGCAUGGGGAGUGAAGGUUGUUGGAGGUCUGGGGGUAGCUAACAGUGUCGCCAUGAGGCAGGGCCUCACCAACAUGGGACAGGUUGGUACUCUGGAAGAUAUGUACUGGUUCCUGCUGCCACUUGAUAAGCACUACCAUAUCGCCGCCAUGGCUCCUUACCCACAAAUUACUGCGGCUCUGCUACAGGAAGAUUCGUCGAACGAUAAUAACAACCUUCAUCUUAAAGUGGAGCCUGCAUGGAUCCAGGGAUUUACUGGAUGUGGAGUGGUUCUAGCUAUAGUUGAUGAUGGUGUGGAUUUCAAGCAUCCAGAUCUCAUCAGAAACUAUCUCCUGGGUCUGGAUUUGAAUGCCUUGACUUGCACUGAUAGUGCAUUUCCUAAUUUCGGAGACACUCACGGAACAUACGUUGCUGGAGUCAUCGGCAUGGAGAAGAGCAACGGCGUGUGUGGUGUGGGUGUGGCUUACAACUCCCUUAUCACUGGUAUUUUGCUGCUUUCGGGAUUUCAGAUAGAUAUAAGCGAGGCAAAGGCGUUCCUUCAUCAGAAUAACAAGAUAGACAUAUACUCCAACAGUUGGGGUCCGAUCGACUCUGGCCGUUCCGUGCUUGGGCCUGCUUUGAUGGCAACCAUGGCUCUUGAGCAGGGAGCUCAGCAGGGUCGACAUGGGAAGGGGUCCAUAUUUGUCUUCUCGUCAGGAAAUGGAGGAAGAAACGAUGACGACUGUGCUGCAAACGGCUAUGUUCAGAGCAUCUACACCAUUGGCAUUGGAGCACUAUUAAGUGAUGGGAGACCUACCGACUAUGAUGAGAGAUGCUCCGCCAAGAUGGCCUCCACCUUUGAUGGUACCAGUGCUGCAGCUCCUCAGGCAUCUGGUGCUAUUGCUCUGGCCUUGGACCCAAACCACCACUUUGGAUUUGGAGCCAUUGAUGCGGAGGCACUAGUGACGAGAGCCAGACACUGGAUCAACGUACCUCAGCAACAGAUGUGCACAAUCUACGUCGACGACACCAUCUUUGUUGGACCUUCUUCUGAAGAAUCAAUCGAUAUCUUAGUCCAUGACGAGAAAGUAGGCUUUCUGGAACAUGUGGUAGUGCAAGCAACAGUUGCAGUGUUUCUGGGUAACAGAGGAGACGUUCAAUUGGAGCUAACAUCACCAGCUGGCACUGUGUCGAUACUCCUGUCAUAUCGCUUACUAGACAUUGGACCUGGACUGUACUACAAGUGGCCAUUCAUGUCUGUGCAUUUCUGGGGUGAAGACCCAUACGGAAAUUGGACUCUGACUGUCAGGUACCGUGGAGCCGUAGGUAGUGUCGCAGUCGAUGAUAUCCACUUCACAACCUAUGGCACUGCUGAAGUACCACAGGCAAUUCAAAACAUACCAGCGACUUGCGACCCAGUGUGUGCCCGAGGCUGUGCACGUGCAGGUCCAGAGUACUGCGACUCGUGUCUUCAGUUCCGCAUUGCCGAUGAUCUCACGUGUGUGGACGAGUGUCCUCCUGGACUAGUCCAGAGGCAAGGCUACUGCUACAAUGCCACUCUACCCGAGCCAAUAUGUUCCAAUGCUAAAGAGUAUGAGUGUUCCCACGAGUGCAAAGAGGAAUGCUCUAGUGGAGUGGUGUCAAAGAAGGAUGCCUGUUAUGCCGCCUGUCUGCUACAUUACAAGGAGAAGCAUCAUAAGAUUCGUCAAGAUCCCUACGGUACAUGA